Linderina pennispora is the source of this 1344-nucleotide messenger RNA. RefSeq names its product mannosyltransferase-like protein. The transcript is spliced from 7 exons. The coding region runs from base 86 to 1132 and encodes 348 amino acids. Lineage: Eukaryota; Fungi; Kickxellomycota; Kickxellomycetes; Kickxellales; Kickxellaceae. Gene Ontology annotation, cellular component: endoplasmic reticulum. The record is from RefSeq and is a predicted model, not a curated record. Gene Ontology annotation, molecular function: mannosyltransferase activity.
ACCGCUGCCAGCGUCGGCUCCACGUGCAGCAUUCUACCUGUAUGCACCAAUUAAGAUCGUAUAUCAGGUCAUUGCGCUGUUCUGGAUGCUGCUGUUCGCGAUUCAGCGACCCGAGUUCAUAGUGGUGCAGAAUCCGCCGGCGAUUCCGACCCUGCUCGUCGCUCAAAUGUGUGCCCUGGUGACUGGCGCCAGGCUGGUCAUCGACUGGCACAAUUACGGAUACACUAUUCUCGGAAUCAGGCUGGGGCUCGGACAUCCAGUGGUGAGGCUGGCCAAAUGGUUCGAGAAGGCGUUUGGUAGAUCGGCAUUCGCGCAUCUGUGUGUUACUCGGGCAAUGGCCGAGGACUUGCGGAGCCGAUGGGGUAUCAGUGGCAGGCUACUCGUUCUUCACGACAAGGCGCCCAAGCACUUUAGGCGUCUUGAUGCAGCUGAGAUUCACAAGCUGUGGAUGCGACUACUCAAGGACCCGCAGCUGGCAGCAGUGGCGGAGCUUGCCCCCAACAUAGCAAGACAGCAGCUGUUGCUGACGCAGCGCGACGGGGCGAUAAGCAUGCGCACUGGCCGACCAAUGCUGCUUGUUAGCAGCACCAGUUGGACCGCCGACGAGGACUUUUCCGUGCUGCUCGAUGCGCUGGCCCUGUAUGAGGCAGCUGCGGCCCGGAGGCUGCCGCACAAUGGCGCGCUGCCGCACCUGGCUGUUCUCAUAACAGGCAAGGGGCCGCUGCGAGCCAUGUACGAAUCUGAGAUUGCCCGCCGCCAGCUUCGCCAUGUCACCAUUGCCACGGCCUGGCUGUCUGCCGAGGACUACCCGCUGCUGCUGGGGUCGGCUGACCUGGGUGUCUCGCUGCACACGUCGUCGUCUGGGCUCGACCUGCCAAUGAAGGUAGUCGACAUGCUGGGCUGUGGCACCCCCGUGUGUGCCUACAAGUUUGAAUGUAUUGACGAGCUCGUCACGGCCGACAACGGCAUGGUGUUUGAGGACGCCGCAGAGCUGGCAGCGCAGAUCCAGGCAAUUGCCAGGGACCGCGACGCUAUCGAUGGCCAGUACCGCCGGCUACUGGCGGGCGCCGACAGGUUCCGCCAGAUCGACUGGGACUCAAACUACCAGCAGGUGCUGGAGCUGCUGCGCUGAUGUGCAGCAGCCCAAUUUCCCAAGCUCGCUGAAACGGAGAUCCCUCAAUGUCCCGGCGCGUAUAAAGAUGUCGAGGCAGGGCGCGUUUGUUUUCUUGGGCGAUGACGCUCCUCUAACUUUUUUUUGAUUCUCCUCUUUGGCUCAACCCAAAAAAACCAAAAACUCCCCCUUUCUUCUCUGCCCUGGCGAAGCUCAACGUUUUAACAUAAAAG